Molecule: messenger RNA, 2656 nt
Organism: Gryllus bimaculatus (two-spotted cricket)
Lineage: Eukaryota; Metazoa; Arthropoda; Insecta; Orthoptera; Gryllidae
Source: the annotation of a GenBank genome assembly
GGCCCUGGUACACUCUUUGGAGUAGACUGAGUAAGUAGGAGUAGUGAAGCCAGAAGCAGCUGAAAUUGACGUUUUCAUCUGUCUGCAAAGCAUUGUGUAUAGCAGAGAGAGAGGGGAGGAGAUGAGUGAUGUGCCGUAGAUGAUUUCAGUGUCCACUGUAGAUAUCGGUAGAUAUCUUCUGUCAUUCAUGUGAUCACGGGAGAUAAAGUGCAUCUGCUUGUAAUGAUAAAUCUUGAUAAGAAAUAUAUCUGAUAUUCCUCGUAGGUAUAACGAAAAUUAACUUAAGGAGUAGUCGCUUUAUUUCCGCCCAGUUGCCUUUUGUAUUUUUCAUUAUGGCUCGCUAUUUCCGAGAGCAAGAUAUCGAUGAAUUUCGAGAAUGUUUUUAUUUAUUUGCACGAAGUGGUAAAAUAAGAACACUAGAUGAAUUAACUAUUAUAAUGAGGUCAUUGGGAAUGAGUCCUACCAUUCAAGAACUGAAAAAGUACAUGAAAGAUAAGGGUGGUAAAAUGUCUUUUGCUGAAUUCUUGGAAGUAAUGCAUGUACACAGUCAAGCAGAAGAUUUACCUAGAGAAGUAGUUGAAGCUUUUCGAGCUGCUGACCCUAAUAAAAAAGAAGUUAUUCCAGCAAAACAAUUACGCCAUAUGCUUUUACAUUGGGGUGAACAGCUUAGUCCAAAAGAAGUGGAGCAGAUCUUCCGAGAGGCGAACGUUACUCCAAAUGGUCAAGUUAAAUACCAAGAUUUUGUAAAAAUUGCCUGUGCGCCUGUCCCUGACUAUUACUAGGUUUUUGGAAAGUAUUUGUGUGAAGAGAUCAUGUAUAUAUGUUCCAGGGAAAAGGCAACUUAAUGUAAAAAUGAGGGUUAUUUUUCUUACCAGAUUACUUUAAAGUGAGAAAAUUUGUGUAAAUCAUCACAAGCAUUCAUGUACAUUCAUGUCUGCCAUGUUCAGGUCAUUCUUCAUCGUAGCAAAAUAUGUUAUCCAGUCAGACAAUAGAAGAAAGUACAGACCAUCUUAACAAUUGAGAAAUCCAGAGAGAGGAAGGAGUAAAGCACACAAAUGUGAAAUGAAUCAUUACAUUGAAGUCGACGUACAAACAAAAAUUGUUAAUACACUUUUGUUACAAAUAUUUUUAUUUGAUUUAAAGAGGGAUGAGACAUCAUAGGAAAUAUGUUUUCCAUUCAGAAUUUUUACAUUAAAUACCAGAGAAUAAUUAUACAAACUGAAAACUUGUGCUGAACAAAUUCUUUUUUUUUUUUUUUUUUUUUUUUAAAUUCCCCAUCUUUUAUUUUUAAUGCUACAACGUGUAUAAAAAUAUAUACAAAAUUAAUUUUAACUAACCUUAAAUUAAUGGUUAUUGGUUUCCUAAUUUUCUGACAAUAGAGCUGUACUUACACGGUGAUGGAUAAUUGCUGGUUAGGGAAGUGAAAUCCUAAUGUAGGCACGCUUCUUUUUACUGAUUUCUCUACCAUGCUAUUACACCUCAAGCUUACAAAAUUUGUUUUAUACAUAAAGUGGACAAGAUUUCAGAACUUGAUUGAUCAUUAACUGUAAUUUUAGGUCCUUGGUAAUUAAGAACAAUUCGCAAAUUUCCAGUGCCUUCAAAUGAUUUGUCUUAGACAGGCAUUUCAAAAUCAUUUGCACAAUUUUUGAGGAUAGAGUCAUUUUGUCAAGAAAAAUUUGAGGAAUAAUAGACUACAAUCAUUGAAAAUUUGCAAUGUGAUUAUAGCUGUGAAGGUUAAACAUUUUGUCUCAAAUGAUGUCAGACUUGUCUACUUUUGUAAGUUUAAAAUUGUCUGAAUUAGAAAGACCUCGUGUAUUUUAGCAUACUUCAGUUAUAAUUCUAGGUAUUGUUAUAUUGGAAAUUCAGCUUCUUUUUUUUUGUGUCUAUUUUAUUUGCUGAUACUUAAUUGAACAGUGCUAAUUUACUAUUUAUUUAUUUUAAAAAUAUAAUUUGUGAUGGAGAUGGUCUUUCAAAUUGAUCAACACUGUUAUUGGAAGCAUAACAAUUUUAAUUUAUCUAAUGGCAUAUUUUCCAACAUCAAAAUUUCUAGCAUAGAUGUUGAAACACACAUGCAUUGUGUAAAUUUUUCAUAGUGAUAGGAAAUGUUGACAUAAUUAUUUUUAAUGUAAAUAUUAGACAUUUCAAAUGUGAAAUUUUAUAAGAAGUUUUGAGGAUUUUAUAAUAAUGAAUAGAAGUAUUUUCCAUAAAUAUGUAUACCUCCCUGGCUAUUAUUGAUUUUAUUAAACUUAUAAUUUGAUGUAUUAUUCAUCCAUAUUUUAAAUGUCUGUGUGAGUGUGUGUUGGUAAGUAAAUCAAUAUGAAUAAUUAAAUUUGUUCAAUGAAUUAUCACUCUGACUGGGAUACGAACCUGUGUCACUCGGGUUGACAAUUCUUUAUUACAAUUUAAUAUUUUUUAAAUUACAAUACAUUGGUUACUCAAUAACAAAGUGAAAUCAUGUAUGUGUUUUCAGUGCAGAAUUUAGUUUGAACGUAAUUGCCUUCAAAAAGGUGACAGGGUGGUGACUACUGGUUCCAUGAAACCCUAGGGUUCCCUCGAAAGUUGACUAAGGUCUCGCAGGUGAUCAGUCAAAACAUUUAUACAAGGAAUUUUUCAUGUAGGAACAGGGUAGUGAACUAAAAUAUUAGAUUAAUAUAAU